AUGGCCAAGUUUGCUCUGUCUCUGCUCUCUCUGCUGCUCCUCUUGGCCUCCGCCGCCGCCGUGGGCAUUACGAAUCCCAUCGGCCGCUGCCGCGGCGAGAUUGAGCGCCAGAGGCUGAGCUCUUGCCAGCAGUAUCUGAUAGAUGGCAGCCGAUUCGAUUCAACGCCGCAAGAAGAGGGCCGCGGCUGGCGGGAGGCAUUCCCUCGGUGCUGCGACGAGCUGGAGCAGAUAAAUCAGCAGUGCCGCUGCGAAGCUGUCAAGCAGGUGGCGAUGGAGCAGAGAGAAGCAGGAGCGCUGCAAGGAAGAGAAAUGAGAGAGAUGAUGCAGACAGCACAAAGGUUGCCUAGUUUAUGUCGCAUUUCACCUCAAUAUUGUGACAACAUAGGAGAAAGACCUAUGUUUUAG
Molecule: messenger RNA, 405 nt
Organism: Salvia miltiorrhiza (redroot sage)
Lineage: Eukaryota; Viridiplantae; Streptophyta; Magnoliopsida; Lamiales; Lamiaceae
Product: 2S seed storage albumin protein-like
Exons: 2
Coding region: 1-405 (134 amino acids)
Molecular function (GO): nutrient reservoir activity
Source: RefSeq, a predicted model, not a curated record